This is a messenger RNA of Oryzias latipes (Japanese medaka), 3720 nucleotides long. The record is from RefSeq and is a predicted model, not a curated record. NCBI's taxonomy places the organism in Eukaryota, Metazoa, Chordata, Actinopteri, Beloniformes, Adrianichthyidae.
AAAACCGGAAGUGAGGUGGCUCGCAGGGAGCAAGCCAAAGAUAAACACGUAGACGAACACGGCCCAGGAUUUUCCCUAUAACCUGGAGGCGUUCACAAUGUGUUUGAAAUGGACUAGCUGGUGACAACAAAGAUAUUUCACUAGUUUAGGGGUUGCUGGUUCAUCCACCAAGGCCAAGUCUUCCUCGGGCGUCGUAUCGAAUCUGCAGUCCAAAAUGGUACGAGCCGCCUUAGUAACUGCCACCAGUCUGGCGUUGACUGGAGCUGUAGUGGCUCACGCUUAUUUACUCAAACACCAGUUUUACCCAACUGUGGUCUACCUCACGAAGAGCAGCCCCAGCAUGGCGGUGUUGUAUAUUCAGGCAUUUGUUCUGGUGUUUCUGCUUGGAAAGUUUAUGAGGAAGGUCUUUUUUGGCCAGCUAAGAGCUGCAGAGAUGGAGCAUCUCAUCGAGCGCUCGUGGUACGCAGUGACAGAGACGUGCCUGGCUUUCACCGUAUUCCGAGAUGACUUCUCGCCCCGUUUUGUUGCCCUCUUCACCCUCCUGCUCUUCCUGAAGUGCUUCCACUGGCUGGCUGAGGAUCGAGUGGACUUUAUGGAGCGGAGUCCAAAUAUAUCAUGGAUUUUUCACCUGAGAGUAUUAUCUCUCAUGGGACUGCUGGGUGUCAUGGACUUCUUGUUCGUCAACCACGCCUGCCACAGCAUCAUCACCCGCGGAGCGUCCGUUCAGCUCGUCUUUGGCUUCGAGUAUGCCAUCCUGCUGACCAUGGUGCUCACAACCUUCAUCAAGUACAUUCUGCACACCGUUGACCUGCAGAGUGAGAACCCCUGGGACAACAAGGCCGUCUAUAUGCUCUACACGGAGCUCUUCACAGGCUUCAUCAAAGUGCUGCUCUACGUCGCUUUCAUGACCAUCAUGAUCAAGGUCCACACCUUCCCCCUGUUUGCCAUCCGGCCCAUGUAUUUGGCCAUGAGACAGUUUAAGAAAGCGGUUACGGAUGCUAUCAUGUCCAGAAGAGCCAUCCGGAACAUGAACACACUAUAUCCUGAUGCGACCCCUGAAGAUCUUCAGGCCUCUGACAACGUUUGCAUCAUCUGCCGAGAGGAGAUGGUCACGGGCGCCAAAAAACUACCGUGCAAUCACAUUUUCCACUCCAGCUGUCUGCGCUCUUGGUUCCAGAGGCAGCAGACCUGUCCUACGUGUCGCAUGGACGUCCUCAGAGCCACCAACAACAAUCAGACGCAGGCUCCAGCUCAGGCUCCGCCUCCUGCGCCAGCGGCCCCCGCUAACGCUCCUGCAGCUCCAGCCCCCAACGUCCCUCCAGGCAUGCUGCCGGGCUUCCCUCCUGGUGUCUUCCCUUUCUGGGGUCCUUUUCCUCCUGUGCCCCCGCCUGCAGCAGCAGCAGCGGCCCCCGGAGGCGCCGAUGCCCCACCAAGCAGCUCGGAAGCGGCACAAAGUGCAGCAGGCACCAGCCAGCCGGCAUCCUCGUCUCCUGCAGACACUUCUCCCCCUGCAGCAGCUGCUGCUCCGGGAUCCGCAUUCCCAGGGUUCCCCUUCUCCUUCCCGCCUCCUCCAUUCCCCACCGCUCCAUGGCUGCCCAUGCCUCCCCCACCGCCUUUUGUGUCCUCCAUGCCCCCCCCGCCUCCUUCUCUGUCCCGCCUGUCGGAGGAAGAGCUGAGGGAGUUGGAGGCUGAGGGGCGGCGAGGUCUGGAGGCCAGGCUGCAGUGUCUUCAGAACAUCCACACGCUGCUGGACGCCGCCAUGCUCAACAUCCACCACUACCUCAGCACCGUCACCACGCUCACUCCUCCUCGGGCCGAGAGCCGCUCUGCUGAAGCCACAAGCCGCACGGACGCUCCUGCAGCCCCCAGCAGCUCUGAGAAGAGCUCGUCCGCAUCUGAUCAAGCAAGCGCCGCCGCCGCCGCGGUUUCCUCUCUACCCGCUGACUCCACCUCCUCUGCUCUGGACACUGGAGGAAAAGAAAGCGUGGACGAAGGAGAGGCGGAGGAUGAAGACGGAGAACCAAACGCUGCUGAGCUGAGGAGGCGCCGCUUACGCAAGCUGGAGACGGCCUCCUCCUCAUCGGCGCCCUCAGACAACUGACCCGCGGGUUUUGAUUCAGGCGUGGCGAUCAGGACCAACGGGAACUCUCGAGUCGACUUUAGGCUGCUUCGGUCCUUCGUUGCCUCUCUUCCUCUCUUGCCUUCCAGAGGCUCAGGUUUCUAAAGGGGUGGAUCUGGACUCGGGCUGUCGGGAGACGCUCCUGGACUGUUUGUGCGUCAGGCAGCCGCUGACCGACGGGACAAAUCCCCGCCCCGCUCGUGGAGGAUGCUCAUCGUUCGCUACAAAGGAAAAGUCCCAGGUUUGGUGGACAGCUGUUUUAACUGAAGGUUCCUGGCUGUCAGCCGAAGAAUUGUUGUAAAUAAUGUCAUUUUUCAGAUCAAGUGGAAGAAAAGUUUAGGAAAUGUGAACCAAAAAGAGUUUAAUUCUCAGUCAGAAUGGUUGUUUUUUUGUCUUUUUGGGUUAAAGUGUCUUUUCUUUGUUAAACUUUUUUUUUUUUUUAAUUAAUCUUCACAAAAAUGUUGCAGGUUAACUUACUGCCUCCAUAAAUCCAUGUAAGACCAAAAGUAACAAAUGAUUAAAUGUGUCAUGAAAUCAGAAAAUUGAUUAAAAUGUCAAUUAAUUUCAUGUCAGAAAUGCAUGUAGUUAUUUCACUUUUAAAUGGUGUUUUCAUGAAUGUCUUUUACUGGUCAAGUGGGCGGGACCUUGCACCUGAAUUUACAGAGUUAGCCCCGCCCACUGACUGACUGCUGUAACACCUGACCGUGAAAUAUCUAAAUGCAUUUCUUACAUGAAAUUAUUUUGUGUUUUAUUUAAGAUUUAAUGACAAAUGUAUUUAUUUUUGUUCCAGUCUUAAUGUUUUUUUGACACAUUUAUUUAAGUAAUUAAUGAUGAUUUUUUUUUUAUUUCAAUUUGUCACCUUUGGUCCUCCAUACUUUCACCCAUCGUAGCUGUUUUAAAUUUUUUUUUUCUUUUCUGAAUGUCAAUCACAUCUUUCUCAUGCAUAUAUAUAUUUUUUGUUUUCCUGCUUUUGUGUGUUUUUGCUCAACACAUCUUUCCCUGUAACACACACACAGGAAUGGAAAUCCCGUGUUUUCUUUUCUUCCUGGGGUCCAUGUUUCAUGUGAGCCGUGGUUCAGUAGCUCAACUCCAAAGUAGCUGGUAUGUUUAGUCCUUUGUAGAUAUAUAUGUUAUAGAGAUGCAGUGUUGUUCUGCAAGGUUUUUUUGUUUUGUUUUGUUUACUUGAUCUGGAAAAAAAUGGCAUUAAUUAAAACAAUUUUCAAUAUUUUUGCAUUUUCUUUUUAAUAAAGCCAGACUUUCGCUGUUACAAAUUAUUCCUUUUCUUCUCCUUUAUGUCCAAAGCGGCGGCUCCAUAUUUUUGUCGGGUUCGUAGCGGCUUUCUUGCGCUCUGAGUUUGGACUUCCUGCAAUAAUGGGUGGUGCAGAUGUUUGACUUCCAUCAGAGGGUGAUGCUUCAUCAUGGGGAGGGAGGGCGCUCCGGUUCUCGCAUCUUUUGUUGAUGCCGCCUGUCUUUGGGGGAACCAAUCGGUGGAUUGAAUCCGCUCCUGCAUUUUUUGUCUCAACAUGCAACGUGUACAUAUUGUAUGAACGGUUUUAAUAGGAUCGUCUGUACGUAAUGCAGAAUAAAGAGUGUCAGUGGAA